AUGUGCGCAGCCGGCGUCACAGCGACAGCUUAUGGCUUCGGAAAGCGCUCCGUACUCGUCACGGCGUCCGAGCUCCCGAUGAUGCGGCUAUACAGCGGCAUGGUGGCCUCGGUGGCCUGGAGCCUGUCCAUCACGUCGGCCAAGGCCUCCUUCGCCGUCAUGUUCCUCAGGAUCCUCCAACCGACGGGCGGGAGCUGGGUCAGGCCGUUGAAUAUUUCGAUCCUCGUGUUCCUGGCCUGCCAAGCGACCGAGGAGAUCUUGGUGGUGCUGCUGCAGUGCAAGCCUUUUGCCAAGGCCUUUGAUGACACCAUCGAUGGGAACUGCUACAGCUUGGAGACCAUGUGGUUGUGCGACCCCGUGUGCACCCCACAACGAUUCACAAGACGGAACAAGACUAAAAAGCCCGAAUUUGCCACCUACCCCGACAACGCCAAAACGACAGACGAAACCGCCCUCGCCGUCAUCCUUUGCCAGCUCGAGAUCGCCUGCAUCAUAAUCUGCAGCUGCGUGCCGGCGCUGAACCAGUUCAUCCGCGGCAUGGGCUGCCUCGGCCGCAUCGUCAACAGCACCGCAAACAACAACAGCUACAGCCUGCCGCAGUUCUACGCCCGGUCGGGCCAGUGGCGCCGGCGGCGGAGCGACACGGUCAACGACGUCGUGUACAGGGACAGUGCCGAGUCGCGGGGCAUGGAGGCGGCCGAUGAAGAGCAGCACCGGCGACGGCGGCCGCGGCGCCCGUGGCGUCGCGCACAAGAGAGACAGCAGCAGCAGCAGCAGCAGCACGAGGAGGAAAACGACCAGCCUCAAACCCAAGGGGAGAGGCGGGAGAGGAAACAGUGGGGUCUGCGCUCCUGCUGGAAGAUCAUUUCCACCAGCACCCGAACCAUGUCGUCGGCCCCGACGGGCGGCGGCGGGACGACCCUAGUGACGUUGACGCCCGAGUCGGCGAUGGAGGAGCUCGGGCUGGAGCUGAACCCGCUGCGGGACGACCAUCUGGCCGAGGAGACGGCGCGGAGGUUCGUCACGCGGGAGGGCGUCGAGAUGUGGCACCAGCCGGGGAGCAUCGAGCGUAGGGCAAGCCACAGCUCGACGACCAGCCAAGAAGCCGCGAACCAGGCCGUGGCUGGUGGAUUGGGAGGAGCCGCCAGCGAGGACUCGGAUCCGACGCUUGCUACGGUUGGCGGUCUGACCGUCAACAUCCCGACGUGGCUGGACCACGUGUCCGACGGAGAGAUGGAGAUUUGCCUGCACAAGACCAACCCCGAAAAGUUCAGGGACGAGGGGGUCGCUGCUAGCAAUGCGGGAGAGAAGAGGGGCCUGGAUUCACCCGACAGUGCGGACCAACGAGAGCAUGUCGACGACGACGACAAGGGCAACGAAGCUGAUGACGACUGGGUUUCUGCCGCAGAACACAGGAGUGACUCCGGGUCAAGGGACUCGGGAUCAGAAGGCCGCCAGACCCCUAGCCCUGGACUGGGCGCUGGGGUUUUGGGGACUAACAUGACGAGUCACGAAAAGGGGGGCUGA
Pyricularia oryzae 70-15 is the source of this 1527-nucleotide messenger RNA. RefSeq lists its product as uncharacterized. Lineage: Eukaryota; Fungi; Ascomycota; Sordariomycetes; Magnaporthales; Pyriculariaceae. The coding region runs from base 1 to 1527 and encodes 508 amino acids. The record is from RefSeq and is a predicted model, not a curated record. The transcript has 2 exons.